AUGUCGGAACUCAAAACAAUUAAAACUGACGAAGAAAUAUCUCCAGUAAAAAUAAAAAAAAAUAAAGGAUGUUUAAAACAUUCAUUAUAUGAAUGGCUUACUCUACUCUCAUCACUUUUUGUUCCACUUGUUGUUGGAAUUUUAACAGUUGUUCUUCCAUUACAACAACAAAAUAUUAGUGAUCAUCAAAAUGAAAAUUCGAAAGCAAUUGCUUUAAAUAAUCGUUUACAAGAUCUAAAAUUAUUACAAGAUCAACAAAAACAAGUUAUAUUAAAUACAUUUGAACAUGAUUUAUGUAAUCUUCUUCUUAAAUAUAAGACAGUUAAAAUUUACAAUGAUACUUCUUCUUCUUCGUCUCCUCGAGAUGAUGAUGAUGAUGAUGAUAAUGAAAUUAAAGAAGAUGAUAAUGAUGAUGAACGUAUAUCAUUUAUUAUUCGUACAAAAACAUUACAUGCAUUAAGACAACUUGAUCCAGCACGAAAGAUUUUACUUAUACAAUUAUUAAUUGAUAGUGGUAUUCAAAAACGUAUUAGUAUAUCUCGUGCAGAUUUAUCAUCAUUAAUAUUUCCUCCAGGCUCAUUUUAUAAUCAAUUUCGAUUUGUAAAUGUUGUUGCUCGAGAUAUAAAAUUAAAAAAUGUUUAUUUAUAUCAAAGCAAUUUUUCAUAUUCAAUUUUAGAUGAUUCAUCAUUUUAUGAGUCAAAUUGUUCAUAUGCAGAUUUUAGUCAUGCAUCAUUACAACGAACUGACUGGACAAAUACUGAUGUUACUCAAGCAAUAUUUAAUUUUUCGAAUUUAUUAGGAGCUAAAAUUACAUCUCAACAAUUAGCUACAGUACAUAGUUUACAAGGAGCAAUAUUACCUAAUGGUUCAACUGCUAUUAUAUGA
This is a messenger RNA of Adineta steineri, 885 nucleotides long. The record is from the annotation of a GenBank genome assembly. Lineage: Eukaryota; Metazoa; Rotifera; Eurotatoria; Adinetida; Adinetidae.